Molecule: messenger RNA, 5060 nt
Organism: Bacillus rossius redtenbacheri
Lineage: Eukaryota; Metazoa; Arthropoda; Insecta; Phasmatodea; Bacillidae
Exons: 8
Coding region: 1-1860 (619 amino acids)
Molecular function (GO): protein binding
Source: RefSeq, a predicted model, not a curated record
AUGAGUCACUUCUAUGAGCCUCUGGUCGGUGCUCAAGAGCCCGUGUGGUCGGAGGUCGCGCAGCCUCAAGAGAUCUGCCUCGGGCACACUCUGUGUUCCCGGCCGCAGGCGGAGGACAGACCCGUGGAGUGCGGGUGGCGCAUGCUGAUGACGACCUCCGAGCUUCUGUGUCGCAACCACGCGCUGUUUUAUUUCCGAGGGGGGUCUCACGUCGCCACGUCCCCCCGCGGUGUCAAGGACACCCCUGCCCCUGCAGCCCCGGCCGCGCUCCGGAGUGCCUCGCAGCUUGUUCAAGUCGAGGCCCGAGGAGCCGUCAUCACUUGGGCGUGGUUCGAACCUUGGGUGUCGGGCCGAGAUGGGAACAGUGUUGGCUCUCGUGUCGACAUCCCCCCCUCCCUCCUGCAGGCCCUGACCCUCUGGCGCGGUCAGUUGCGCCAAGACGACCCUCGGCGGUCACGUCGCCAGCGGCGCUGCCUCGACCCGGAGCCUCUGCCAGCCGCGCUCGCCCCGAUGCAGGGUGUCGCGCUCUCGCACCGGCAAGGGCGCAUGGCCAACAGACUGGCGGAGCUGCCCCCCGUGGGGGUGGUUGCCGCCCCCGUGAGGGUCACGGUGCACUACCGCCCCCAGCAGGCCGCCCCCCGCCGCCCCGCCGCCCGCUACACGCGCAGCAUCUCGGACCAGCUGGACCGAGCCGCAGGGCUGAGGUACGUCGGCGCGCAGGAUGGGGCGCGACGCGUGAGGUUCGAGCUCCCGCCGGCGGGCGGCAGCACCGGCGCGGCGCGGGCAGCGCCCCAAGUGGCGGGCGUGGACAGCUGGCUGCGGUCGCGGUGCGGCGCGGCGGACGGCAGUCGCGCGACAGCCACGGCGACGGCGGGCGGCGCAGCGAGGCCGCACCACGACACGUCGCGCUACCGCAAGGGCACGCUGCCUCCGACGGAGCACGCGGCGGCCGCCGGGCCCCUGGAGGCGGCGCAGGCCGUCAUCCGGGCGGCGCGGGACGGCGACGAAGAGGCGCUGACGGCGCUGCUGAGGCGGCCCGCCGGACAGCCUCAGGCCGACCUCAACUGCGUGGACAGCAGCGGCAGGACGGCGGUGAGCCACGCGGCGUCCUUCGGCUCCGUGGCGAUGCUGGAGGCGCUCCUGCGAGUGCCCGGGGUGGACGUCAACAAGCCUGACAAGGAGGGCAACACGCCCCUGCACUUCGCCGCGCAAGCAGGGCACGCGGAAGCCAUCAACUUCCUCCUGAGCCGCUGUCCCGGCAUCGAAGUGGACGCCAGGAACAACCUGGGCUUCACCCCGCUCAUGAAGGCAGCACUGCAAGGUCGCACCAAGGUCGCCAAGCUGCUGCUCUACGCCGGAGCGUCUCCCACGCUGAGGGACACCGGCAGAGGGCUGCGCGCGGAGCAGUGGGCUCGCUUCUGCGGGCGCUACGUGUGCGCUGAGGUGAUAGAGAAGCACGCGCGCCACAAGCUGCUGGACCGCUCCACGUCGUACGGGCGCUGGGGCAGCGAGCCCGAGAUGGCGGCACGGCUGCUGAUGGGCGCCCACGACCCCGCGCCCACGCGCCCAGGGUUCCGCUCCAAGCUGAAGAAGGCCUUCAGGCCGGGCGCGGCGGCCGCGGAGACGCCGCCGAGGCGCGGCUACUCCCUGGUGGGGCAGCUGACGACGGCAGUGCUGUGCGCCGGCAGCGCGGCGCUCCCGCCUCCCAGCGUGCCGCCCGCCAUCAAGUCCGUGAUGCGCCCGCUCAGCGUGCCACGCCUGCAGGUGACACUGGCUGGAGGCGAGGCGGUCGAGGCCGUGGAGGAGAAGCAGUUGGCGCCGGCGCUCGACGCCAAGAGGAGGAGCAAGAAGAAGAAAUAACAGUUACUGGAGCCGCCACGCGUUGCUGGGUCUGCACACAGACACUUCCUGUGUUGACUGCCCGACACACACUCAACCACGCGCUCCGUUCCACAACACUGCUCCUUGUCCCGUCAUCCCUAACUCAGCAUUUGUAAACAUAAACCAAUUCUCUUACAGGUACCAAAAGUUAUUACUAAGUUCAUUAGACAUCAGAAAUUCAGUGCAAAAAUGUGUUGAAUUAUGUAUUUUCACGUAGGUACCAAUAUACGUAUAUUAUUUUCCACUUUUAACUUAAAAUAUGACACACACCUACCUUGUUAUAAAAAUCUACAUGAUCCCAGGGAAAACAUACAAGCAUUUACAAAGCAUAUAAGAAGUACAUCAGUGAAAGGUCUGAUCGCCGGGCUUUCUAUGGUUAAACUCAGUCUUUUAUCAGGCAUCACCCAGGCAGCUCAAGUUUAGAAUUUUCUGGGUGGAUUGCAGCGUUUACCUUGACCUUCAGCUCACAUUACUGCGCAGCGAGCAAUUUUACUUUGCUCAGUGUGUAUCAUUGCUGUCUGUAUUCAUUUUAAUAGUGUUUUCUGUUUUGAAAAAGGUUUACUUUACACAUUUAGUACUCUCGUUGAAGCUAUAUUGACUUUCGAUAAUCCAGCAAAAUCACUAAUCCUAAUCCAUUGUGGCCAUUGUCUCGAACAUGCUGGAUUUAAUAGGUAACUUCCCCUCAACAAGUGAUGUGUCAGUCCAUAAGCGUAUUAAGUAGAUUUUUUAUUUAUGGAAAGAAAACGUGAAAAUAUAGAUUAUUGGUUUCUAUGUGACAUAGUGUUUUAAUUGCUGAACAUGGUUUUAAAAUUAAACUUAUUUCAUUUGCUUAAAAUGAAAUCAAAAGAAAUUCUCCUCUUUAAAACUACUAUCAUAUCAAUGAAAUUACAUGCAUUCUUUAUUCAGUUUUUACACCCUGCUCAGCUUCUGAGUGAGAUGUGAUGGAAAAAUAAUAUUUUAAUUAAAGUGACCUCAAAUCAAAUUUAUCCCAAAAAUAUUCAACCAUACAAGAACAGACUUAAGUCUUUUGGCACAUAAAUUUUGCUCUCGAAUUCAGCUAUUGCUUGAAAGUGUUACUAAAACUUAUCGCUAUCUGUGUAUCGCACAGCCUCUUUACUACAAAAUUCUGAGUUUCAAGAGAAAUAACUUAAACAUGUGUCCUUAGCUAUUACUAGGGAUGAAUUUUUCUGAAUUUCAAUAAACUGAAAUAACUACAAAAUUAUCAUGUCAAUGCACCACGUAGCACUGAAAAGCAAUAAAAUCAUGGAAUUUUAACAAAAUUUAAUUUAAAACACAAAAGUAUAAACUUUUACUAUAUUAAAUUCAAUGAACGUUAUUUAUUCGUACAAAGUUUUAACAAAAUGUAAGGAACUAAUAAAUAGGCAAAAAAUAAUAAACUCUCUUGGCUUUUGAAGUGGAAGCCACAUUGAAGUGGUUAAGUAGUUUGUACAUGCGGCAUUGCGGAGAGGAAUUUUGGUACAAUCUACUUCAAUGAAAAAAUUAAUUUUUAAUUUUUAAUCUUUAAUUUUUUAUGAACUCAUAUUUAUUUACAUUACCAUUUGUGGAUUUGUCAAACACAUAGAUGUUUACAGAUUUAGUUGUAUAAUUCCUAGUAAAUCUGUCCUAGACAUCCAAAUUAUUAUUCUUUAUAUGAAUAAAAAAAAAAAAUCAAAAUUUUGUUUUUAAAUAUGAAAUCAACCAAAUAAUUCAAAAAACAAUAAAAUCUCUUCUACAGCUGGCUAUCACAUAUUUGGUACUUUUCAAAGGAUGAACUAGGACAGGCUUUCCUUGAAACAAUAUCAUUAUUGAGAAACAAGUUGGUGUGUGUUAGGCAACGAGAGUGUCAGUGGUCGCUCUGUGGUGAAAACAAGUUGCAUCUCGACAAUGGGCAAGACCGAUGGACAAAGUUGAAGUCUUCUUGCAGUAACUUUGUGAAAAGCAACAGCUUGUGGCUCGCAACAGGAAACCGGUUUGAAACACGGUUUAUUGAGUUUCAGAAACGUUGCAGCUAUUGCUUGUUCACAAACAGUAGUGGACUUUUUAUGAUAAACUUUUAAGAUCUUGCAUUUAAAACCUUUAAAUUAACAUGUAAUCAAGGUAUUUUGACUGUAUGGAGUAAUGAAUUUCUAUAAACAUUUAAAAAAUGUACAGUAAUAAGAUUUGGAUAGAAGCCAGAUAUUUGUGUACAGUUUGUGAUGGAAAUCUCAAAAUGCACAUCAGAAAUACUGUCAGGAUAACUUAGAUCUCACAGAAAUGUUCUCAAGUCAUUUUAUUAGUAACAAUUUUUUUAAGUUAACUUUUCAAAUACAAAAAUACCAAAUAAUAUAAAUUCUAAAAUGUUUUUUGCAGGUUUUCAUUAUUCCAGAUAAUAAAACUAUCCACACCACAUUCUCCAACACCACCAUUAACAUUAAAUACUUCCACCAGUUUAAACACCUUAAAAUCCUUCCAUUCUGCCAGAUUCUGAAAUAACAUAGCACUUGCACUAAACAUUUAGUGAAUGUUACGACUGCAAAUAAGGACCUUUUCUCUCUUUGAAACCACAAGUGAAAAUGUUGAGAAUAAGAAGCUGAAUAUUUCUAACAUCUCAAAAGGAACAAAAAAAAAGUUUAAAAAAAAUACGUUCCUUUAGAAGUAAAACUGCUCUGUUAUGGUAUGCACAAUCAUUACUUGAUUCAUUUAACAAAGGAAUUAAGGGACAAAACUAUAAACCUACUUAAAAGUAAAAGGUAAUCUUGUACAUGCCACAGUAUUUCAACAUGGCUCACCAACUGCAGUCAACUACCAAGCAACGUAAAAACAUUUGAGUGUGUGGUGAAACAAACAAUGUUUGACUUAAUGUAUUCUACUCUUGAUGUAUAUAAAUUUUUUUCUAACACUGAACAUAGUUAUUCAAAGAAAACCUACUUUCUGUAAAUAUUAAUGCACAUUUGUUAAUGUUACAUUCAGAACAACUGAAGUUUACUAUUCAUACGUAUGUAUUUUUUAUAUUAUGCAUCAAAUUUUGCAUAAAAGUUAAAGUUUUAUUCUAAUGUGUGAAAAUUUCUACACAAAAUGAAUGUGAAACAAUUUGAGUAUGUAUUACUAAUAGAUAUAUGAAGAAAUUGUACGGCUGAAAAUGUAUCUUUUCUAUGUUGUAUACUAUAAAAGACUGUAUUAAGACCAUGGCUCUUCCUUAA